CAAAACCUUUAUUUGCAUCGCCUACAAUUUCAAUUUUGUUUUCUUUUGCAUGAAUUUGUCUAAUGAUGUAUUUAUUGCUGUGUUGUCAAGAGCAUCAAUCUCAAUCUGUCUUUAGCAAGGAUGAAGAUUCUGCUCUCUUUUCUUCUGCUGGCUGCUCUUAGUGAGCGAGUCUCAGCCCUGAUUCGGGAUCACUUUUAUGUGGAUGUAAACAUGACCUGGUUUGAAGCUCAGACAUACUGCAGGACCCACUAUAAUGAUUUGUCCACUUUCAGCAGUAAACAGGAGUAUUUGGGGUUCUUGAAAACAAUAGGAAGUAAACGCUUUGGUUGGAUCGGCUUGUACAACGAGAAAGGAAAUACAUUUGUAUACAAACAGUGGUCCGAUGGUAACCCAAUUACAUACACACAGCUGAAAAGCAGUAUUUUGUCUUAUAAUGGCCAGUGUGUGUAUGUGAACAGUCUGGGGUCUUGGGUUGUUGGUGAUUGCUUAAAAGUACUUAUGCCGGUGUUUUGCUACAGAGUGCCAGAUCUGAUCUUAGUAAAAGAGAAUAAAAGCUGGGAGGAUGCAUUGGAGUACUGCAGGCUUCACUACAUUGACCUGGCCAGCCUGACCUCACUCACUGACUUGCUCACAGCUGAAAAAAUUGUAAAUACCACUGCAGUUAAUGUCUGGACAAGCUUGCGAUUACUCGCCGGACUUUGGUUUUGGAUAAACGGUGACACUUUGGACAGCCAGAUGUCAUUGCCUUCAUGUCCCACCUCCCCAAAUCACUGUGGAGCUCGAAACUUUGAGGCUGCUCGCUGGGAGUUUAGAGACUGCGAUGAGAAACUCAAUUUCUUCUGCUAUACUUAGAAACCCACCAGUGGCGUCACAGAACAAGCCACAGCAAAACUAGCAGAUUUUUGAUGACAAAGAGAACAUUGAAAGUGGUGGACCUUAUCAAUUUCCCAACAGCGCAAUGUACAGUAACUGUCACACCUGGUUUAAAAGAUGUAACAUUAAGGGAGAUGACACAGCGACAUAAUUUUAAACAUAUUUAUUACAAGAAAUCAAAGAAAAUAAACAAUCAAACAAAGGUCCCAAAACUGGAGCGUGCACCUGGCAACUGCCCUCAAGCAGUGGCGGCCGUUGAAUGACAUGCCACGCUUAAAUUAAGAGCGGGAAAAGAUACAGGUGUACUGCAGUCAUGCCCCAAUCAACCUGUAAGAGACUUAACAGAACCAACUCACACAACUAACUCCUAACAGUAACAAAUAAUUGUCCAGAUAUUGCAUAUCUAUAUUAACAUCAUUCUCAAGAAACUAGUUACAUGU
This is a messenger RNA of Misgurnus anguillicaudatus (oriental weatherfish), 1313 nucleotides long. The record is from RefSeq and is a predicted model, not a curated record. Lineage: Eukaryota; Metazoa; Chordata; Actinopteri; Cypriniformes; Cobitidae.